This is a messenger RNA of Boleophthalmus pectinirostris (great blue-spotted mudskipper), 3201 nucleotides long. RefSeq names its product plasma membrane calcium-transporting ATPase 1-like. The coding region runs from base 442 to 3138 and encodes 898 amino acids. Lineage: Eukaryota; Metazoa; Chordata; Actinopteri; Gobiiformes; Gobiidae. The transcript is spliced from 18 exons. Gene Ontology annotation, biological process: regulation of cytosolic calcium ion concentration. Gene Ontology annotation, molecular function: ATP binding; PDZ domain binding; ATP hydrolysis activity. Gene Ontology annotation, cellular component: intracellular membrane-bounded organelle; membrane. The record is from RefSeq and is a predicted model, not a curated record.
CACGCGCAGCGGCGAGAAGCAACAGCAGCAGCAGCAGCGCGCGCCUCAACGCCUCGCGCCGACACACAGACUGUUUGUACCGAUCACCCACGGACACGCCGCGGCCCGGACAGGACUACGCCGCCGCGGGAGCCUCGUGGAGCCGCGUGGAGCCUCGUGGAGCCUCGUGGAGCCGCGUGGAGCCGCGUGGGGCCGUGCGGAGAGGAGACCGUCCGCUUCUUCCGCGUCUCCGCUCCGCCGCGCCGCGCCGCCGCUGGGCGUUCGUUGUGCCGACGCUGGAAAUGGACAAACCGCUGUGAAGCCGCGCGCGUGAUUCUUCGUCCACUGCAGAGCUGGUGGAUGAUGCUUCAGUGAGGACUUCAUUUCCCACGAUCCUUCACUGUUCUCGUUUGGAAUCUUCAGUAAACUCUUCUCUGAUUGGACGUUAUAUUCACGGUAACCAUGGCAAACAAUACGGCGGACCACGCCCCCCAGAACUCGACCAAUGAGGCGCAGGACGGCGACUUCGGCAUCACCACGGCCGAACUGCGCGGCCUGAUGGAGCUGAGGAGCCACGAGGCCUGCAACAAGAUCAGAGACACGUACGGAGACGUCCAGAACAUCUGCAAGAGGCUCAAGACCUCUCCCAUAGAAGGUAUCUCAGGAAACCCCGUGGAUCUGGAAAAGCGUCACGCGGCUUUCGGGAAAAACUUCAUUCCUCCGAAGAAGCCGAAGACGUUCCUGCAGCUGGUGUGGGAGGCGCUGCAGGACGUCACCCUCAUCAUCCUGGAGAUCGCAGCCAUCAUCUCCCUCGGACUGUCCUUCUACCACCCACCAGGGGGCGACAGCGAGGCGUGCGGUCAGGCGGCGGCGGGCGCUGAGGACGAGGGCGAGGCCCAGGCGGGCUGGAUCGAGGGCGCGGCCAUCCUGUUCUCGGUGAUCAUCGUGGUGCUGGUGACGGCGUUCAACGACUGGUCCAAGGAGAAGCAGUUCCGCGGGCUUCAGUCGCGCAUCGAGCAGGAGCAGAAGUUCACCGUGAUCCGGAAGGGGCAGGUCAUCCAGGUCCCCGUCGCCGAGAUCGUGGUGGGAGACAUCGCCCAGAUCAAGUACGGGGACCUCCUGCCCGCUGAUGGGAUCCUGAUUCAGGGAAACGACCUGAAGAUCGAUGAGAGUUCUCUGACCGGAGAGAGUGACCAGGUCCGGAAGAGUCUGGAGAAGGACCCCAUGCUCCUGUCAGGCACUCACGUGAUGGAGGGCUCUGGGCGGAUGGUGGUCUCGGCCGUGGGGCUGAACUCUCAGACCGGAAUCAUCUUCACGCUGCUGGGAGCGAGCGAGAACGACGAGGAGAAGAAGGUCAAGAAAAGUAAAAAACCCGGACCCCCCGAAAAUCGCAACAAAGCUCCUACGAAGGACGGCAUCGCUCUGGAGAUCCAGCCUCUGAAGAGCGAGGAGGCGGGCGAGGCGGGCGAGGCGGGCGAGGUCGAGGAGAAGGAGGAGGCCAAACCCGUCAAGAAGGUCAACGUCACCAAGAAGGAGAAGUCCGUGCUCCAGGGCAAACUCACCAGGCUCGCCGUGCAGAUCGGGAAAGCCGGUCUGAUCAUGUCGGCCGUUACCGUGGUGAUCUUGAUCCUGUACUUUGUGAUUGACACGUUCGGGGUUCAGGGGCGGAGCUGGGUGGCAGAGUGCACGCCCAUCUACAUCCAGUACUUCGUCAAGUUCUUCAUCAUCGGCGUCACCGUCCUCGUGGUCGCCGUGCCGGAAGGGCUGCCCCUGGCGGUCACCAUCAGCCUCGCCUACUCCGUCAAGAACGACAAGGGCGAGGUGGAGCAGGAGCGUCUGGACAAAGUUUGGCCCAAACUCCGGGUUCUGGCUCGAUCGUCGCCCACAGACAAACACACACUGGUCAAAGGUAUUAUUGACAGUACUGUGGGGGAGACUCGUCAGGUCGUCGCUGUGACCGGAGACGGAACCAACGAUGGACCAGCCCUGAAGAAGGCCGACGUCGGCUUCGCCAUGGGCAUCGCGGGCACAGACGUGGCGAAGGAGGCGUCUGACAUCAUCCUGACGGACGAUAACUUCACGAGCAUCGUCAAAGCCGUGAUGUGGGGACGCAACGUCUACGACUCCAUCUCCAAGUUCCUCCAGUUCCAGCUCACCGUCAACGUGGUCGCCGUCAUCGUGGCCUUCACCGGCGCCUGCAUCACCCAGGACUCUCCUCUGAAGGCCGUGCAGAUGUUGUGGGUGAACCUGAUCAUGGACACUUUAGCCUCGUUGGCGUUGGCCACGGAGCCGCCCACGGAGUCGCUGUUGCUACGGAAACCGUACGGCCGCGACAAACCGCUCAUCUCCAGAACCAUGAUGAAGAACAUCCUCGGCCACGCGGUCUACCAGCUCGUCAUCAUCUUCACCCUGCUGUUCGCCGGAGAGAAGUUCUUCGACAUCGACUCGGGCCGUAACGCGCCGCUCCACUCGCCGCCGUCCGAACACUACACCAUCGUCUUCAACGUGUUCGUCAUGAUGCAGCUCUUCAACGAGAUCAACGCCAGAAAGAUCCACGGCGAGAGGAACGUGUUCGAGGGCGUCUACAGGAACCCCAUCUUCUGCUCCGUGGUGCUCGGGACCUUCGCCCUGCAGAUCAUCAUCGUGCAGUUCGGGGGUAAACCGUUCUCCUGCACGGCUCUGACCAUCGACCAGUGGCUCUGGUGUGUUUUUAUUGGAGUCGGAGAACUGCUCUGGGGACAGCUGGUGACCUCGAUCCCGACGCACCACCUGAAGUUCCUGAAGGAGGCGGGACACGGCAUCACCAAGGAGGAGAUCCACGAGGAGGAGCUGACGGAGGGCGCCGACGAGAUCGACCACGCCGAGAUGGAGCUGCGGCGAGGCCAGAUCCUGUGGUUCAGAGGACUCAACCGGAUCCAGACUCAGAUUAAGGUGGUGAAGGCCUUCCGGUCGUCUCUUUACGCUGGUCUGGAAAGUCCCGAGUCCCGCAGCUCCAUCCACUCGUUCAUGUCCCACCCAGAGUUCGUCCCCAUGUCCGAGGAGGAGUCCAGAGUCCCACCUGUGAUCGAGGAGACCGGGGACGAGAUCCAGGCCUGCCCCGAGACCGGACCCGAGACCGGACCCGAGACCGGACCAGAGACCGGACCAGAGACCAGCUGAAGACCCGACCACAGACCAGAGACUACAGACCACAGACCAGACUACAGACCAGACCAGAGACCA